Molecule: messenger RNA, 2072 nt
Organism: Harpegnathos saltator (Jerdon's jumping ant)
Lineage: Eukaryota; Metazoa; Arthropoda; Insecta; Hymenoptera; Formicidae
Gene: nst
Product: phosphoglucomutase 3-like protein nst
Exons: 5
Coding region: 101-1765 (554 amino acids)
Biological process (GO): carbohydrate metabolic process; UDP-N-acetylglucosamine biosynthetic process
Molecular function (GO): phosphoacetylglucosamine mutase activity
Source: RefSeq, a predicted model, not a curated record
UUCCUGAUUAUACUCGUGGGUGAAGGGAAAAAGGAGGACCGGAAAGUAAAAUUAUAAUAUCGUUGUGUGGCAUAUUGCAGCAUAUUGAAGUAAAUGUAAUAUGGAUUCAUCGUCGCUAUUUGAUUCAGAAUUAGAUUAUUUUCAAAAUGUUAUGUCCGGUAUUAAGAGUCUCAAAAAUCCUAAUAAUAAGGUCGAGUACGGGACCGCUGGUUUUAGAACUGAUGCCAAUCUCCUGGAUCAUGUCAUGUACAAAAUGGGUCUUUUAGCAGUAUUGAGAUCAAAAUUGAAAAAAGCUGCCAUAGGAUUAAUGAUUACUGCUAGUCACAAUCUAGAACCUGAUAAUGGUAUUAAACUCGUUGACCCAGCUGGUGAGAUGUUGGAAGUUUCCUGGGAGACAAUUGCAACAGACUUGGCUAAUGCAGAAAACAGUAGUUUGAAAGAAAGAUUGCAGCAAAUUUGUAUAAAUGAAAAAAUUGAUUUAUCUGUACCAGCCACAGUGAUAAUAGGAAGAGACACUCGCAAAACCAGUCCUAUGUUGUUGAAACUUGCCAGACAAGGGGUUGAGGCAUUGAAUGGCACUGUUAUAAAUUUAGAAUUAGUCACAACUCCACAGCUGCAUUAUGUUGUGGUAUGCAUAAACACUAAUGGUGUAUAUGGUGAGCCCACAUUGCAGGGGUAUUAUUCAAAACUUGCGACCAUGUUCAAAAAUAUAAGAGGUACUGAGAAAAACAAUAAGAACUAUAUGAACGAGAUACGAUUGGAUGCUGCAAACGGCGUCGGUGCUAUAGUCGCGAGAGAAUUUCAGAAAUAUUUGGAAGGUUCAUUGAACAUCGUUACAUUUAAUGAUGGAAAUGAACAGUUGAACUAUAAAUGUGGCGCAGAUUACGUCAAGGUACAGCAGGCAAUGCCUUUGAAUUUGCCAUAUGAGACAAAUGUCAAAUACGUCAGUGUAGAUGGAGAUGCAGACAGAGUCGUAUACUUUUACAUGGAUGAAAAUGAGAAGUUCCAUCUGAUGGAUGGAGAUCGAAUAGCGACGCUGAUAGCGGUCUACAUCAAGGAACUGUUGGAAAGCAGCGGUUUGUCGUUGCACUUGGGUUUGGUGCAAACUGCAUAUUCCAACGGCGCGGCGACCGACUAUAUUACGCAGAUAUUGAGAUUACCAGUGAAAUGUGUGCCGACCGGCGUAAAACAUUUGCACAAGGAAGCGAAGAAUUUCGACAUUGGAGUCUACUUCGAGGCGAAUGGACACGGUACCGUGCUCUUCAAGGACAGCGCUAAACGAGCGAUUCGUGAGCAUGUCGAAAACGCGACACUCUCGGAGACGCAACGAGCAUCCGCCACGAAGCUGAGAGCCGUGAUCGAUAUGAUAAACGAAACGGUCGGCGAUGCGUUCAGCGACAUGCUAUUGGUCGAGACUAUAUUGCACGCUAGAGGCUGGAAUGUCGCCGACUGGGAGAGAACCUAUAACGAAUUCCCGAACAGACAACUCAAGGUUAAAGUUCUCGAUAGAACGGACGUAACGACGACGGAUGCAGAAAGACGGUGCCUGACUCCGGCUGGUUUACAAGAGAAGAUCGAUAAAACCGUAUCGAAAUAUCGCAAAGGACGAUCUUUCAUCAGACCAUCCGGAACCGAGGAUGUGGUGCGGGUUUACGCAGAAUGUGAAGACUCGUCGCAAGUUAAUCAGUUGGCUGUAGAAGUAGCCGGAUUUGUGUAUGAUUACGCAAGUGGGCGCGGCGAGAGAGCCAGCUUAGAUAAGCUCUGAUAAGAUUAACGUUUGUGAAACGAACUGCUAUAUACGAACAGCUUUAGUUUUAUUAUAUAUGGAUGCUGAACAAUGGACCCGUAAAAGUUUACGUUGUGAAAGUUGAAACAUGAUUAAUAGUUUAUCGCUAACUGAGAGGUGUCGGGAAUAGAAGUGAAUUCAAAUGGUUUUUAUGCAAUUUAUUAACAUUAUUUGUGAUAGUCCAGUAAGAUACGAACAAAUGAACUGUAAUUAGUUAAUAACUAAUGACUGAUUUUAUAUAACUUUGAUAAUUUUAUAUACAUAUACAUACAUACAUAUAUAUAAU